AUGGUUCAUUUAGAAAAUAUCUUUUUAAAGAAUGUAUUAUUGUAUUUACCAACAUUAAAAGAUAUUGGGAAAUUUGCACAAAUAUGUAAAUCAUGCGAAGAAGUAAUUAAUACAAUUUAUGUUAAUCCAUAUAACUUAACAUUAUAUCAAUCAUUUGAUAAAAUUAUUCGAAUUUUUCCUAAUUUACAAACACUUUAUCUUAGAAGAUGUCCAGAAAAAUUAUAUAAAAUAUCAACAAAUAAUAUUCCACUCAUUGAAAUUGGAAGAUGGAGUGAAAUAUCAAAACCAACAAAAGUAUUUGAUACAAAAUGGUUUUGUUCAAAAAUAAGAAAAUUAAGAAUAAAUAUAAAUUUUUCUAUAAAAUUUGAAUUAAAACAUCCAGAAUAUUUUACACAAUUACAAGAAUUAAUUAUUUUAAAUGAUAUUAAUUUAAACACAACAAUAAAAUUAUUUAAACUAUCAUCACUAAAAAAAGUAAUUAUUUUUUGUAGUAUUAAUAAAUUAUAUGAAAUUUCAGAAUUAUUUAAUUUUAAUCAAAAUAAACAAAUUAAUUUCAUUAUUAUUUUAUAUCAAAAUGGAUUUACAAAUAAUAAUUUAUUAAAUCAAAUAGAUUAUAAUGAAUUUAUUAAUUGUACAUUUUAUACUAGAAUAUUUAAUAAAUCAACAAUAAAUUUUCCUUAUUUACCAUUAUUACCAUAUGAACCUGAAAUUUUAAUGAAUUUUAAUAAUAAUAAUUAUGAUAUUAUUAUUGAGAGUAAUAUAUUAGAUAAAAUUAAUCAAAUUAAUGAAAUAGUCUUAAAAAAUAAUAUUCAAAAAGUUUUAAUUGAAAAUAUUUUAAAUGACUUUGAAGGAACUAAAAUUGAUUUAACAACAUUAUAUAUUGAAUUCUUAUCAAUAAUAGAAAUUAAAAAACAAAAUCUAAAUAUCAUUUUUCCUCCUAAUUUAAAAUCUUUAACAAUUAAAUAUUGUGAUGCAUCAAUUGAUAUUUCAAAAUGUCAUUUAACAAAUUUAAUACUAAAUAAUUAUCAAGGAAAAUCGAUAGAAAUACAUGAUGAAAAUUUAGAAAAAGUUAAAGUUAAUUCUAAACAAGAAGUAAAAUGGUAUCAUAACGGAACAUUACUUAAACAAAAUGAAAUCUAUUUAGAUAUGAAUAAAAUUAGUUUAUUAUCAAUUGAUUAUUAUGAUAAUUUUAUAAAUAAUAGAAAUAAUAAUAAUAAUACUAAAUUACAAACUUUCAUUUUUAAAUAUAAUGAUAAAGAAACUAUAUUAAGUAAUAUCCAAUUAUUUAACUUUAAAGAUAAUAAUAUUGUUUUUUGGAAUUGUAAAGGACAAGAAGUAGAUUUGAGUGAAUUUCCUUUUCAUAGUAUUGAACUACAAAAUUGUGAAUUUAAAUAUUUAAAUAUAAAAUGUAAUUCAAUUAGUUUGCAAAAUUGCCAACUUAUUAAUUUAAAAGUAAAAUGUAAUUCAAUUAAUUUAAACAAUAUUAAAUGUAAUAUUUUAACUCUUGAUGGUGUUUGUGAUCGUAGUCAUCUCUAUAAUUGUAAAAUAAACACAUUUACAUGUGAUAUUAUUAGAUAUUUAACUUAUACAAAUUCACAAAUUAAUGUAAUUAAUGCAAAUGAAAUAAAGAGUACUUCAGGUCCAAAAACAAAUGUGAAAAUUUGGAAUAUUAAAAAUCUGAAUUGA
Molecule: messenger RNA, 1686 nt
Organism: Entamoeba dispar SAW760
Lineage: Eukaryota; Evosea; Mastigamoebida; Endamoebidae
Exons: 1
Coding region: 1-1686 (561 amino acids)
Source: RefSeq, a predicted model, not a curated record